Staurois parvus is the source of this 328-nucleotide messenger RNA. The record is from the annotation of a GenBank genome assembly. NCBI's taxonomy places the organism in Eukaryota, Metazoa, Chordata, Amphibia, Anura, Ranidae.
GAGCUGUCAAGCUGACAGCUCGAGAGCGAGAGGAGAGCCAAGCACUGAUGAUCAGUGUGCCCUGAUGAUCAGUGUAGCCCCAAAAGUGCCACAUGUCAGUGUCCAUCAGUGCCAGCUGUCAGUGCCCAUCAGUGUCACAUCAAUGCCACAUAUCAGUGCCUACCCGUGCACAUCAAUGCCACAUAUCAGUGCCUAUCUGAGCUGCCUUUCAGUGUCACCCUACAGUGUUGCCAAUCAGUGCUGCCUAUCAGUGCCAGUCAGUGUUGCCUAUCAGUGCCAGUCAGUGUUGCCUAUCAGUGCCAGUCAGUGCCAUAUAUCAGUGCUGCCU